Talaromyces amestolkiae is the source of this 1626-nucleotide messenger RNA. RefSeq lists its product as uncharacterized. Gene Ontology annotation, molecular function: iron ion binding; heme binding; monooxygenase activity. The record is from RefSeq and is a predicted model, not a curated record. Lineage: Eukaryota; Fungi; Ascomycota; Eurotiomycetes; Eurotiales; Trichocomaceae. The transcript is spliced from 6 exons. Bases 1 to 1626 code for a protein of 541 amino acids.
AUGGCGUUAUCGAUAUCUUCCUUUCCAGGGCUUUUCAGCGCAGCAACGGGUGUAGCUCUACACCAUCUACUUUUCAGACAUGGAGAGUGGGACAACAAUGCGCCAACUAUUAUUGGUUCCUACGCGGCUGUUUUUGCUGCUCUGAAUGUGUUUAAAUCGGCAGGACCCGUCGUUGGGCUUCAAAAUACGAAUGUAUACUACCUUCUUGCAUGCCACUUUCUCGGCCUUUUCAGCAGCAUCAUUAUUUACCGUAUAUCCUUCCAUCGCCUACGAAAAUUCUCUGGUCCUGCCCUCGCUGGUGUCACGUCGUGGUAUGUCAAUAUUUUGUCGGCUAAGAAACUCAACAACUUCGAAAUAGUCGAUAAACUACAUCGAAAAUAUGGUGACUAUGUGCGUGUUGGGCCUCGUGAAUUGUCAAUCAAGGACCCACGAGCCUUGCCCUUUAUAUACGGACCUGCAUCUCAGACAACGAAGGGACCUUUUUACGAUGGCGCUCAGCCUUAUAUCUCGGUUCACUCAACAAGAGACAAGAAAGAUCAUGCUCGACGUCGCAAGGCGUGGGAUCGAGCUUUUAGCUCCAAAUCGCUUCGUGAUUACGAGCAACGUGUAUCGAAGUAUGCUGCCCAGUUGUUAUCGGUAGUUGCGGACAAUGCUGGCCAGCCCAUUGAAAUGUCUCGGUGGUUCAACUAUUAUAGCUUCGAUGUGAUCGGCGAUCUGACGUUUGGCAAAUCCUUUGAUAUGCUCAUAACCGGCAAGGAUGCUUAUAUGCUCAAGACUUUGCACGAGCAAAUGCAGUCGUUGGGCCCGUUUCUACAUUCCACGUGGAUUUUGGCUCUGUUCAAAUUGAUUCCUGGAUUGAACAGUAGUUAUCUAGAAUAUUUUGUCUGGGUUAAAACUCAAGUUGAGAAUCGAAUCAAGAAUGUGCCAGAGAACCCAGAUAUCUUCAUACAACUCGAGACAGACUUUCGGAAAGGAAAGCAGACAAAUAUAGAUCGACUGCACUUGGAUGGAGAAGUCAAUACAGGUAUUGUUGCGGGGAGUGACUCAACGGCAUCAACCGUAACAAAUCUAUUUUACGAACUCGCCAACGCACCUGAAUACACCCGUCUGCUUCAAUCAGAAAUUGACUCGAUCACGGAACCCACAUACCAAGAGCUAUCGCAGAUGAAAUUACUCAACGCCGCUAUUGAUGAAACAAUGCGCUUGCAUCCGGCUAUACCAUCAGGCAUGCAGCGUGUGACUCCCCAGAAAGGAGUCAUGAUCGAUGACAUUUACAUUCCGGGCGACUGUUUAGUUCAGAUACCUCUUUACUCAGUAUUCAGAGAUGAGCGUUCAUUUGUCAAACCUAAUGAGUUCAUUCCGCAGCGCUGGAUUGACAGGCCCGACCUUCUCAAGAACCCGUCUGCUUUUACGCCUUUUGGCCUUGGAUCUUUUGCAUGUGCUGGCAAACAGCUCGCAUUAAUGGAGAUCAGGCGAAUCACAAGGGAUAUUCUCUGCCGAUAUGAUGUUACUUUUGCAAAGGACCAGACCCGGGAGGCGUUCUAUGACGGUCAACAAGAUGCGUUCACUCUAGUUUGUGGAAAACUGCGACUUGUGUUUACAGAGCGAAAGUCGAUGGGGGUUUGA